This is a messenger RNA of Paramecium tetraurelia, 384 nucleotides long. RefSeq lists its product as uncharacterized. The record is from RefSeq and is a predicted model, not a curated record. The transcript has 3 exons. Lineage: Eukaryota; Ciliophora; Oligohymenophorea; Peniculida; Parameciidae.
CAACAAUGUUGUAAAAAUGCAUUCAAUUAGCUAAGACAGCUUAAUUUUCACAAUUGGUGAAGUCCUACACAAGUUUAGCCUAACAUAAAUGGUUAGAUUAUGAUGAAACCCAUAAGAGAUCUCUCUAAACUCAUAAAAGCAGAGCUGAAGAAUUUAUUCACAAGAUACCUGUAAUAGAAGUGGAUACUGAUGUUGUUAGAUGUUUGGCAAUGCACACACAUCAAUGCAGGCCAUCCUUAAGUCUAUAUCAAAUUGGAUACAAGAACAGAAGGCACACCUUAAACAUGCAAAUACUGUGGUUUAUAAUAUGUCAAGAAGGGCCAUGGAUCACACCACCAUUGAGCAUCAAUCAUAAAUAUUAUAAUAAUUAAUAUAUGAGUCUAA